Molecule: messenger RNA, 4139 nt
Organism: Acanthochromis polyacanthus (spiny chromis)
Lineage: Eukaryota; Metazoa; Chordata; Actinopteri; Pomacentridae
Gene: manba
Product: mannosidase, beta A, lysosomal
Exons: 17
Coding region: 874-3534 (886 amino acids)
Biological process (GO): carbohydrate metabolic process; glycoprotein catabolic process
Molecular function (GO): beta-mannosidase activity
Source: RefSeq, a predicted model, not a curated record
UGUAACUAAAGCAAACCACAGGAAACUCUGUAAAACAGUUGAAACAACAAUGCACUUUAAAAAAAUGCUCCAUACACACAAUUCUUUGAAAAAAAUAGCAAAAAUCUGUAAAUAAUUUAACAAUUAUAUCCAUCCUCUAUACACCGCUUUAUCCUCAUUAGGGUCGUGGGGGUGCUGGAGUGUAUCUCAGCUGACACUGGCGAAGGCAGGGGACACCCUGGACAGGUCACCAGUCUGUCACAGGGCUACAGUAGCCUGUGGCCUACGGAUACGGCACUUUACCUUUCCAUAAAUAUUAAUGAGCCGGCUGAUGAACGCGCUUCGUGAACCAAACAAUCACUCUCGCAUUCACACCUACGGGCAAUUUAGAGUAACCAAUUAACCUCAGCUUAUUUUUGGACUGUGGGAGGAAGCCGGAGUACCCGGAGAAAACCCACGCAUGCACAGGGAGAACAUGCAAACUCCAUGCAGAAAGAUCCCAGGCCCACCCCGGGAUUUGAACCGGGGAUCUUCUUGCUGCAAAGCGAAAGUGCUAACCAUAAUUAGAUUUUUAGAUAGACGUUAUUUACAGUUUUGAUCAGGUUUUUAUUUUACAAUUAACCCCUGAAUUAAUACGUUAAUUUAUUGGCUUUUUAAAGACAUAUUUUUAGGUGAAUGUUUAACAUAAAACAGUUAAAUCUAAAGAUAAAAUAUGACAAAAAUGUCGAACUUUUUACCGCCUAAACUUCCUCUCUGUGGUCAGCUGACUCUACGUCACCGGUUGGUCAUGUGACAAACCAGGAAGCGCCUCAACAGAAAACAACUUAAAAUACACGAUAGUUGACUUUUGAAGAGGAUUUCAUGCUCUUCUCGUAAAUACAGCAAACCUACACUAUGACGCGGAGUGUUAACGUUUUUAUUUGUGUCAGUUUGUGUUUGUUUCCCGGAGUUUCGUCGGUGUUUUCUCCUGUAACGGAGCUCACUGUGAGUCUGAACGGCAAAUGGAGGCUGUCAAACUCCAACGGGUCGCUGCUGCUGCCUGCACAGGUUCCCGGCUGUGUCCAUUCAGCCCUCCAGCAGCAGGGAUUCAUCCUGGACCCUUAUUUCAGGUUCAACGAUUUGUCUUACCGGUGGAUUUCACUUGACAACUGGACGUAUACGACCACGUUCACUGUUCCUCCUCAGCUGCGAGUCAAACAGAAGGUGCUUCUCGUCUUUGACGGCGUCGACACCGUUGCGUCAGUUUCUCUGAAUGGGAUCACAGUGGGGAAGACGGACAACAUGUUCCGUAGAUAUGAUUUCCCGGUUAGAGACCUGCUGAAGGACAGAGAUAAUGUGCUGGAGGUUAGUUUCAUGUCUCCGGUUGUUUAUGCGUCUGAGCGAAGGAAAGCUUCGUCCUACACAGUUCCUCCUGAGUGUCCUCCGGAUGUCCAGAAGGGCGAAUGUCACGUCAAUUUCAUCCGGAAAGAACAGAGCUCCUUCAGCUGGGACUGGGGUCCUUCGUUCCCCACCAUGGGUCUGUUUAAGGGAGUCCAGCUGGAGGCGUUUGAUAUUCUGCAGCUCGUCCAGGUUUCCUCUGUUCCUCUCUACAAGUCCAGUGAUUCUCAGUGGAUGCUGCAGGUUGAGCUUCAUGUUGAUGCAGUUCAGACAACAGAUGGAAAACUGACGAUCUCCAUCCCUGAGCUGGACUCAGAACAAACCUUCCAGACGCAGUUUCUUCAAGGAAACACCAAGAACAGCUUCACCUUAAACAUCAACACGAGCAGCCAGGUGAAGCUGUGGUGGCCCAACGGGUACGGUGAUCAACACUUUUACCGUCUCGCCGUCAGAGGAUUUCAGGACGGAUUCUUAGUCCUCAAUGCAGAGUCGAAGGUGUACUUUCGAACGGUGGAACUGGUCCAGGAGCCGGUCGCUGGUUCUCCAGGGCUGAGCUUUUAUUUCCGCAUCAAUGGGAAACCAAUUUUCCUGAAAGGCUCCAACUGGAUCCCGGCCCACUCCUUCCAGGACCGAGUCAGCCCAGCUGUCUUGAGGAACUUGUUGCAGUCGGCAGUCGAUGCGAACAUGAACGCCCUCAGGGUUUGGGGAGGAGGAAUUUACGAACAGGAUGAGUUCUACGACGCCUGUGAUGAGAUGGGGAUCAUGGUUUGGCAGGACUUCAUGUUCGCUUGUGCCAUGUAUCCCACCGAGGACGACUUCAUACAGACGGUGAGGGAAGAGGUCGUCCAACAGGUUCACCGUCUGAAGUCCCACCCCUCUAUUAUAAUUUGGAGCGGCAACAAUGAGAACGAAGCUGCUUUAGCGACCGGCUGGUUCAACAUCACAGCCGCCCAGAAGUCAGAGCUCCUAAAAGACUACGUGAUCCUUUAUGUGGACAACAUCAGGAAGAUCGUGCAAGAGGAGGACCAGAGCCGCCCUUUUAUCGUCUCCAGUCCGACCAACGGGGCCGAGUCGGAGCAGGAAGGUUGGGUGGCGGCGGAUCCUUACGACCCUCGCUACGGAGACGUUCACUUCUACAGCUACACCCUCGACUGCUGGGACUGGAGGACUUUCCCUCGGACUCGAUUCGCCUCCGAGUACGGCUUCCAGUCCUGGCCGUCCUUCUCCACCCUGCAGCCGGUUUCCGUUAAAGAAGACUGGAGCUACGACAGUAAAUUCAUGUCUCAUCGUCAACACCAUGAAAACGGAAACCAGCAGAUGUUGCUGCAGGCCGGUCUUCACUUCAAGCUGCCCAACUCCACAGAUCCUCUGAAGAGAUUUACAGACACUUUGUACAUCACUCAGGUGAUGCAGGCUCAGUGUGUGAAGACGCAGACGGAGUUUUAUCGUCGGAGUCGGAGUGAAAUAAUCGAUGGUUUAGGUCAGACUAUGGGCGCUCUGUACUGGCAGCUCAAUGACAUCUGGCAGGCGCCUUCCUGGUCGUCGGUUGAGUUUGGCGGAAAGUGGAAAAUGCUGCAUUAUUUUGCACAGAGCUUCUUCUCCGCUGUCCUUCCCGUCGGGUUUGAAGAAGACGAAACGGUGCAGAUCUAUGCCGUGUCAGACCUGAGUCACGACCUGAAGCUCAGAGCGGUGGUGACCGUGCACUCCUGGUCUGAUCUGGAUCCCGUCUGCUCGCUGAAGUCCGACCUGCAGCUGGUCCCUGAAGGCAGCGCCGUUCCUGUUUUGAAGCAGCGUGUCGCCGCCCUGUUGGCCGGAUGUGGACGCUGCAGCCGCCUCACCUGCCUGGUCACCUUCCACCUGGAGGACGAGGGCGGCCGCCAGCAGGGUCCCACCAACCACCACUUCCUGAGCUCACCCAAAGACGCCCAGGGGCUGCAGACGCCCAACAUCACCACGAAGGUGCAGCAGGACGAGUCCGGCUUCUCCGUCACUCUUCACUCUUCUUCUGUGGCUCCUUUCGUUUGGCUCGACGUGGGAAACGUUCCCGGACGUUUCAGCUCCAACGGCUUCCUGAUGGUUUCCAGGAACCUGACGGUCGGUUUCACCGCCUGGCGUCAGACCAGCGUUGCAGAACUCUCCUCGUCCCUCACCGUCACGUCUUUAACGGACGUGUACUGACCUGAGAGCAGCUGGGAAGUUUAACCGGAGAGAUAACGGAUGAGCUGAGCAGGAUGUGGUCUCCUGAAAGUGUCUUAAAUUUGUUGGAUGUUUGAAUGACUGGAAGGUAUUUUUUGACACUUGGUGCCAAUUUUCUAAAUGUUUGGACUCCAAUUCGGGCAGAAAAACCUGUAACUGUUGGAGUAAAAAAAAUGUGAGUUUGCUUCUUUUUCCAGCUGUAUUCAAUCAUUAGCAUCAAAUUUGUGGGACACGAAGCAUUAAUUCACACAAAAACCAUUAAAGAAUGAAACAAAAACAUUUUUUUUAAAUCAAUGAUUACAGUGUAAUUUGGACAUUAUUAGCUAAUUUAAGAACUGAAUGUACAAAUAGCUAAUUAAUUAUUAGGUUCUGCCAAUGUUUGCUAUUUAAUAAAAUUCCAGUUCUGACAAUUAACACGAUGAAAAACUUUUUUUUUUUUUUUGCCUGUUUUGCUUUUUGCACAUUUUUGUCCCAGUUUAUUACCAGAGCAACGACUGUAAUACUUGACAUGAUGGACGUUUGUAUGGAUUUGUACUUAAUUUAUAUCGAUUUGUAAAUAAAUGUGAAAAUAAAAGUGUUAUAUGAAA